AUGCGACGUCAGCCACCCGGCCGCUUCAUUGAAGCUUCACAGAAAACGAACGCGACGACCGCACUGAGCGCGAAUGCGAGCGAGAUCGGCGCUGACGCGGCGCGCGCGCCGUUUGACGCCCCGACACUCGACGAUGUUGCAGGCGCCGCGGAGGCAGAUGUCGGCGUUGUGCUGGUCGCGCGCGAGGUCGUGAGGCCGGACGCAGUGGCGGAGGCGCUGACCGUGAGCGUCGUGGGCGCGGCGCUGCCCAUCGUGAACGACGGCGACGCGCUCGCGCUCGCGGAGCCUGUGCUGGACACGGAGGCGCUGCUAUCCGACGCGGCCGAGCUGGGUGACGAGGACGCGGAUGCGGAUGUCGAAGAGGCAGACGCAGAUAUGGACGCGGACGCGGAUGCCGAUGUGCUAGACGCUCCCGGAGAGCUAGUGGCAGAUUGUGACGAUGAAGUGGAAGCCGACGCGGAGCCGGACGACGCGGCGGGCGAGGACGUCGACGGGGCGGGAACUGUAGAUGUGACGGAGACGGAGUUGGGUGGCGCGGAUAGGACAGAUGUAGGGACGGGGAUGGCGGAGACGUCGCUCGCGACGGGCGACGCGAGCGAGCCUGUCAUGGAGUUGAGUCUGUGCACGGUCAACAGUUGA
Trametes versicolor FP-101664 SS1 is the source of this 639-nucleotide messenger RNA. RefSeq lists its product as uncharacterized. The coding region runs from base 1 to 639 and encodes 212 amino acids. The record is from RefSeq and is a predicted model, not a curated record. The transcript has 2 exons. NCBI's taxonomy places the organism in Eukaryota, Fungi, Basidiomycota, Agaricomycetes, Polyporales, Polyporaceae.